Ichthyophthirius multifiliis is the source of this 2247-nucleotide messenger RNA. RefSeq lists its product as hypothetical. The transcript has a single exon. Lineage: Eukaryota; Ciliophora; Oligohymenophorea; Hymenostomatida. The record is from RefSeq and is a predicted model, not a curated record.
UAUUUAAAACAACUAAUAAUUUUAAUUUAUCAAAAUGCAUCAAGCUUUUUGUACCAUUUACAAAAAGUAUUGUAAUCUAAAUUAUUUUUGUAUGGGUCUAAACUAUUUUCUGUAAAAGCAGAUAAAGCCAUUGAAAAUGCUAAUUUGUUGGGAUCUAAAUUAGCAAACUCUUCUGAAUAGUUUCUAGCAAAUACAAGUUUAAAAGAAGACAAGAAUAAUUGAUAAAGUUCAUCAAAUUACAAUUCUCCGUCUUAGCUUCUGUCAAAUGCCUUAAAUAUGCCUUUUAUUUUUUCAUUUUCACUACCUCCACACAAUAAACUGAAAGCUCCCAUUAAUUCAUUCCAAUCAAUAAUCCCAUUUCCAUCAAUAUCAAUAAUACUGUAGAGUUCUUUUAAUUAUUUUUUAGGAAUAUCUUAUUUGAAGUUAAUUUAUAUUCUAAAUUAAUUAAAAAGUUAUUAGAAAAGCUCUUAUAAUUUUUAAAAGUUUAGCUUAUCAUUUACUUUUAUUUCGAUUAAGUAUUCAACUGCUUAUAAGAAAUUAAUUUAAUCAAAUUUAAGUUGAUUUCUAUAAUGUUAAAUAUUUGUCUCUGUUAUUUUAGAUUUCUAUAUUUAUUCGUAUCUUUCUGAUGUUAAUUUGUUAUAUUCUUCGCCUUUUACACUUAACAAAAAAAUAAAUAUUAUUAAGUAGUUUUUAUAAAAAUUACUUAAAUGCAUAAAAUAUUUUUUAUUUUUUAGCUCUUGUUUAUUUUGCCUUUUAAAGUACUUCUUCAAUUCUUUAUUUUUAUUUUUAACGAUCUUCAGCAUCAUCAUCAGCAUAUAAGUUGUGCCAUAUAACAAAUUCUUCAUAUGUAAUUUUCUAAUCCUUAUCAAUAUCAAUUUCCUCGAAAAUUUUUUAAGCUAAAGCAGCUGCAAUUUUUUCGACAUAAAAUUCAUGUUCAAAUGCAUCCUACAUAAAAAAUAAAAAAAUGCAAUAAAUUUUGUUAUUUUUACCUCUUUUUUAUACUUUCUACCAUCUCCAAUUCUAAUAACCAUUCUCAAAUAAUUGCUGAGUUCUCUAAUAUCGAAAGAAUUAUUUUAAUCUUCAUCAAAAAUAUAGAAAGCAGCUUCAAGUUUUUCUUUUUCAGAAGCAUUAGCAAGCAUAACAAAUCCAAUAAGAAUUUGCUUAAAAUCAACAAUAGCGUUAUCAUUAAAAUCUAAAUAAAAGAACAUUUAGAAUAAGUAGAAUUAUUAUUCAAUAUACAAAUUUUCAGCUUUUAGUAAACUAAUGAAUUCAUGAGGUUUAAUUCCAACUCUGUUUUAUACACUUCCAUUAACAUUUUAGUUUAACAUUUCCUUAGUUCUUUUAAUAAGAUCAGUAAAAUUAAUAUCAUCAAUAUUAAGUUUAUAUCUAAUAGAAAGAAAAUCUUUAUAACUAAUUUGAUAAACCAUUUCAUAGAAAAGAUCAUAUAAUUUUUUACUCAAAGGUUUUCCUUUUUCAUAUAAUUAUUUAAAAGUUUCUAAUCUAUGAUAUUCUUUUUCAAGUAAUUUAUCUCCUAUGUCAGAUCUGUCUUAUUAAUUCUUUUAUCUUAAUUCUUAAAUUCUCUUAUCAUGCUCGACUUCAUCAAUUAAAUCAUCAGCAAUUUUAGAAUUUACGACAAUUUAACCUUUGGCUUUUCCUCUUUUUAUAAUUUCUUAUCCUUCAUUACUUGCUAAAACUAUUUUUUAUUAUUCGAAGUUUCCUCCUUAAAUAACUUAAUAAUUUCCAAUUCCUCCUUAUUAAUUUUAUUAUUAUACUCCUAAAACUUAAGCAUAUUAUCCACUUCCUGUUGAUUGUAUUUAGUUAUUAUUCUAACCAGUAUUCAAUCCAGUUCCAUAACCUCCUGAAGAUUAAUUAUAAGUAUAAUUAACUGUAGGUUAUGAAGAACUUUAUUAUUAAUAAUAAGAAGUUGUUUAUUAAACAGGUUUAGCAGUUUAAAGUGUUGCAAACGGUGUAUAAGUAUUUAAUCCAACUGGUUCAUUCGAAGAAGAAGUGAAUUAGUAGCCUCCACUUCCAGUUUAGAAUGCAGGGACGCCACCAGUUGUUGAUUACAUAUAGGUUUAUGUAGUGGUAUAAGUAGAUGGUGACUUGAAAAAAUCAAUAGUUGGUUUUCCAAAAAGAACUAAUUCUAAUUCUCUUUUUAAGUUUUAUACAGCUGUGUCCUAAUAUUAUUAGAAGUCUUUAAAACCCGGUCUUUCACGCAUAAAUGUUUAUAAAGCUGAUAUUAUUUUA